AUAUAUAUAUGGCCUUCUUGAGGAGGCAUUUUAGGGGUUACUUUAGUUCAGUUUCUUGCUAUCAGGCUGCAUGGAAGCUUUGAGCAGCACAUCACGCGUACAGAGGACUGCGGGGAAUGAGGUUGACAGCGGGCAGCGAGGCUUAUAAAUAAAGCGCCCACAGCUGUGCGAAGACUAGUGGGUAAAGGCUUCGCUUUUUAAUCUAGUAAAGAGUAGUCGCGACACGAGACAAGCCCAUUCCGGUAUCUACGUCCGUAUAUUAGUCACUGUGUUUAACAGCAGAAAGCAGAGAAAAACUGGUCGGGGGAGGUGGACGGGUUCGGGCCCCGGCUGGAGAAGAAGCUGUUGUUACGUAGCAGUCCAACCACACAUUCUUAUAUACGCACACAAAUACACACAUCGGCUACUGCUGCUCUUGCCAGGAGCUCAAUGAGGGGGAAUGACCGCAAGUGACCUCAAAGGACACGCUAUGCUUGAGCGAGUGUUCUCGUUUUUAAACUCCGACGGCAUUGUUGUAAAAAAAUGAAGACAAACAUUUAAUUUGGUGUUUCAGCGUAAGUACGACAUUCGCUGCUCACGCCGAGGUCUCACAAGCCUGCCGGGGCUAGUGUUAGCCAGCUAAGCUAGCUGAAACCUAUACCCUCUGUUUGCUGCAGGUGCUAGGCUAGACUAGCGCUGCGAUGGAUAAAGCUAAGUCAUUAGUGGACAACAAGGGAGCUUCGGGACCUCUUCAUGUCAAUAACGUACAGAGUCCGAGGGGGUUGAACGGCCUCGUCGUGGUAGCUGCUAACGGCAGCUGCUCCGGCAGCAAUGCAUUCGGCUUGAGCACGGGACCCAGCAGCAGCACGCCUGAAAUGCAUCACCUGCAGCGGGGGGAGGAGGAGUGCAACGGGUCCCCGGCAAAGAGAUGCCGGCUGCGGAGGAGGACGGAGUCGGUGAAACGGAAUAGACCCCCCUUCCCCUGGUUUGGUAUGGACAUUGGUGGGACCUUGGUAAAGCUAGUGUACUUUGAGCCAGUCGACAUCACUGCAGAAGAAGAACAAGAAGAAGUUGAAAACCUCAAAUCUAUCCGCCGCUACCUCACCUCAAACGUGGCAUAUGGUAAAACGGGUGUCCGUGAUGUCCACUUGGAGCUGAGGAACCUGACCAUGUGUGGGCGGACAGGAAACGUGCACUUUAUCCGCUUCCCUACCCAGGCCAUGCCCCGGUUCAUUCAGAUGGGAAGAGACAAGAACUUCUCCAGCCUGCACACAACGCUGUGCGCCACGGGAGGCGGGGCGUACAAGUUCGAAAACGACUUCAGAACAAUGGCCGACCUGGAGCUGCUGAAGCUGGAUGAGCUGGACUGUCUCAUCCGUGGCCUGCUGUUUAUUGACCGAGUGGGUUUUAAUGGACACCCAGAGUGCUACUACUUCCAGAACCCAUCAGAUCCCCACACCUGUGUGAAGAAGCCCUGCAACCUUGACAACCCAUUCCCAAUGCUGCUGGUCAACAUCGGCUCUGGGGUCUCCAUACUGGCUGUCUACUCAGAGAACGACUACAAACGGGUAACUGGGACAAGUCUGGGAGGUGGAACAUUCCUCGGCCUUUGCUGUCUUCUGACGGGCUGCGAGACAUUCGAAGAGGCGUUAGAAAUGGCCAGCAAGGGCGACUCCACAAAUGUGGACAAACUGGUGAAAGACAUCUAUGGGGGAGACUACGAACGCUUUGGCCUUCAGGGCUCUGCCGUGGCCUCCAGUUUUGGUCACAUGAUGUGCAAAGAGAAGCGGGACAGCAUCAGUAAGGAAGACCUGGCCAGAGCCACACUAAUAACCAUCACUAAUAACAUAGGAUCUAUAGCGCGCAUGUGUGCUCUCAACGAGAAAAUCGAGCGGGUGGUGUUUGUUGGAAACUUCCUUCGGAUCAACACGUUGUCCACAAAGCUGCUAGCCUAUGCCAUGGACUUCUGGUCCAAAGGACAGCUAAGAGCCCUCUUUCUGGAGCACGAGGGUUACUUUGGAGCUGUCGGAGCGCUGAUGGAGCUGCUGAAGACAUCAGAGGACCUGUGAAGGAAGCCUUGCCAUUUCUGGAAAAUCGAUGCCGGCCUCUCUCAUUAACACUGCGAUGUCCUCGGCUACAUGCUGUGAUGUCAUUGGAGACCUCUAAAAGAACACUAAGAGAGACUCAGAUACUGAGAAAAGCCAUUUUAAUAAUUUAACUCUUGUAAAUAAUGAUAGCCUCUAACAAUUGUUCCCAGAGUUCCCUCUAUCAUAGAGUUCUAUUAUGUGAUCUUUUAAUUUAUGGUUUCCUGUUGGUUCCUGCGAUCAGGACCCACAGAGACAGAGUAUUUUAGUAAACCAGGGUUUUAUUGGGAGGGGUGGGGGGUUGUGUUUGUGUGUAUAGCUUACUGUAGCAUUACAACCUGCCUGGGUGACUAUUUUUGCAGCUUCUGAUCAGAAGAGGAUGUCUGCACACAAAAGAAGUCACUCUUCACCAAGCAACCUUUUUUUUUUUUCUUUUUAACCUCAUGUGGCUCAAGGACGUUGGUUUGCUUACCUGUUUGUUGCUCAGAGAGUCGCCCACCGUGCUACUGUCUUCGAAGGAGUGCACUGAAGCCAAACCCUGUUGAGAUUCAUCUGAAACCUUCUUGUCAAAUGGAAAGCAGAUAAGCCGGUUUUACGUUUGUUUUGCUCUACUUCACAUGGCCUUUGCUUUUUGCUCCAUCUUUGCUCCACCUCCCUACUAGUAUGCAACGCUAACUCUGUCGUAUUGCCAAGCACACAUACCCAGCCUCGUGAGUUCUGUCCUGGGUGAACGGUCCAAAGCGUUGUUUUACCA
Girardinichthys multiradiatus is the source of this 2817-nucleotide messenger RNA. RefSeq names its product pantothenate kinase 1a (gene pank1a). Bases 681 to 2048 code for a protein of 455 amino acids. The transcript is spliced from 8 exons. Lineage: Eukaryota; Metazoa; Chordata; Actinopteri; Cyprinodontiformes; Goodeidae. Gene Ontology annotation, molecular function: pantothenate kinase activity; ATP binding. Gene Ontology annotation, cellular component: nucleus; cytosol. Gene Ontology annotation, biological process: coenzyme A biosynthetic process. The record is from RefSeq and is a predicted model, not a curated record.